This is a messenger RNA of Lotus japonicus, 435 nucleotides long. RefSeq lists its product as uncharacterized. The transcript has a single exon. Bases 1 to 435 code for a protein of 144 amino acids. The record is from RefSeq and is a predicted model, not a curated record. NCBI's taxonomy places the organism in Eukaryota, Viridiplantae, Streptophyta, Magnoliopsida, Fabales, Fabaceae.
AUGGUAGAAGCCUUGUGUGAUUUAGGAGGGAGUAUCAACUUGAUACCGCUUAGUAUGUCUAAAAGGUUGAACUUAGGUGAGGUUACCCCAACUAUGAUUUCUUUGCAAAUGGCGGAUAGGUCCUUAAAAACUCCUUACGGGAUCAUUGAAGAUGUUGGGGUUAAGGUGGAUAAGUUUGUCUUCCCAGUGGAUUUUGUCAUUUUAGACAUGGAAGAGGACUCUAAAGUUCCUCUCAUACUGGGGAGACCAUUCUUAGCCACAGGUGAGGCUGAGAUUAAAGUGGCUAAGGGAACUCUAACAUUGAAAGUGGGUGAAGAGGAGGUCCUCUUCAAUAUCUUUGACUCUUUGAAACACCGAGCAGAUGAGGAAGCUAGAAAUGGUUUGUUAGGAUAUCUAUUAAGGACCCCUUGGAAACAACAAUCAUGGAGGGGCUAG